This is a messenger RNA of Funneliformis caledonium, 660 nucleotides long. The record is from the annotation of a GenBank genome assembly. NCBI's taxonomy places the organism in Eukaryota, Fungi, Glomeromycota, Glomeromycetes, Glomerales, Glomeraceae.
AUGUCUCUACGUUUAGGAAGUAUUGCACCAGAUUUUACGGCUCAAUCUACCAAGGGUGUGAUUGAAUUUCAUAAACAAAUUGAAGGUUCUUGGGCGAUUUUAUUUUCCCACCCUGCCGACUUCACCCCGGUUUGUACUACAGAACUUGGAGAAGUGGCUCGCCGUUCUUCAGAUUUUGCCAAACGUGGUGUAAAAAUUUUCGGACUUUCGGCAAAUGAAUUGAAAGAUCACGAAAAAUGGGUUGAUGAUAUUAAUGAAGUGAAUAAUGUUAAUGUUGACUUCCCAAUUAUCGCUGAUGGUGAACGAAAGGUUGCUACAUUAUAUGAUAUGUUGGAUCACCUUGAUGACACCAACGUUGAUCAAAAGGGAAUUCCAUUCACUGUCAGAAGCGUUUUCAUUAUCGAUCCUAAAAAGGUUAUUCGUUUGAUGAUCACCUAUCCUGCUUCAACUGGCCGCAACUUUGAUGAAAUCAUCCGUGUUAUUGAUUCUCUUCAACUUGGUGACAAGCAUCGUAUCACCACUCCUGCUAACUGGAAGAAGGGUGAUGAUGUUAUUGUUCAUCCUGGCGUUUCCAAUGAAGAAGCGGAAAAAAUUUUCCCUGGUUUCAGAACCGUUAAACCUUACCUUCGAUUCACCAAUUCACCAAAGUCACCUUUCUAA